AUGCCUCCAGUGCCUCUUGAGACAAAGCACCAUCCAUCGUCUGUUGACCUAUUGCUUAUAAAGCGGCUCAUUGAAGAAACUCCAAAGCAAAACCUUUUACAGUUUCUUCAGCAUGAAUUUGUUAACAUACGAAAAGCCUAUGCUGAACGACUAAUUGGGGAAUUGGGUCCUGAGUUCAGUCCAAAGAUGCCUAUUAAAUCUAUAACUUCUCAGCAAAUUGUUCGCAUCCAUCAGUUAUUUCGUCAAGCUAAAUUUGAUGAUCCUAGUGGUGAUUGUCUGAGUCCUGCAGGGGAAUACAAUCUUCGUCUAGGAAUUAUAAAGGAGCUGCAUCCAGACAUGGUCGCGACUUAUUCUGGAAGUGCUCGAGUUUUUGAAGGCCACCCAUUCAUUGUGGAAGCUGGUGUCAGCGUGGGUGGAAAAGAUGUCAAGCAAGGUUUGAAUAUUUUCCGAUUUGCAAACCGAAUUCCACUUCUUUUCGAGCAAGGUGCUGAUGUUGUCACCAGGACCGCUCUUAAGAGAAUCAAUUGGAGUGGUUACAAGAUCAACCAAACUCAGGAUAAAAUUGGUGUCUUUGUGAGCAUUGUAAGCACCAAAAUACCCUUUAAAGGAACCGGGAAGGAGUAUAUUGGAGAUGAUAUAACUGAAAUAGCUUCAGCUGUCAAGUCUGCCAUUCAACAGUGUUGCAUCCAACUAAAAACCAAGAUAGUGAAGAAAAUCCAAGCUCGUGAACAGCAGGAGAGAAAGCGAAGUUUGAGCAUGUAUGCCGAUAAUGCUGCUACUGCUGCGUAUAAUGUGUUGGAGGCAAUGGAAAAAUCACGGGCAUCAAAGAAGCAACGUUAUGAGGAUAAGGAUGCAGAAAUGCAUAAGGAAAUAUUAACACAUAGUACAGUUAGAAAAGAAACGCUCCGGGAAUUAUAUGAGGAAAUAUCAGCUGGUGCAAUUACAAAAGAAAUGCUCAGGGAAAAGCUUCUACAACAUGUUGAGCAGGUGGACUAUGAAAUGGCAUUGGAGUAUGCUACACAUAGCGGAGUGAGUGAGGAACCCAGAGAAGCCAUAUUUAUACAGUCAUUAGAAGCUGCAGAAGAUAACUUUAUGGACUUGCAUAGUCCUGCAUUUGUCUUUCGGCUCUUCUGCUAG
Prunus armeniaca (apricot) is the source of this 1137-nucleotide messenger RNA. Lineage: Eukaryota; Viridiplantae; Streptophyta; Magnoliopsida; Rosales; Rosaceae. The record is from the annotation of a GenBank genome assembly.